UUUGUUUCCACUGUCGUUUGUGAGCCGCGUGACGUUGGAGUUCAGACGUAUGGGCGGUUUGGUGAGCUUUCAACUUCAAUCAACUUUUGCAAUAGAAGAAUAUAGGGCGGAGGCCUUGUGCUGACUGGUUGGAGAGGCGAAGACUUCUUGGGUGGGGGCGGCGCCGCGCCGGACUGUCGCCGAUACAACUCAGCGGCGUGUCCAUUGAUCUGCUCACUAGCUUCCUGCUGCUUUGUUUGCCGCUGUUGUCUCCCAACCGUUUCGUCGAUCGCGCACACGACGCCCUCGAUCAUGUCGUGGAUGCAGAGCGCGCCCCACGGCCGCCGGAGCCGAGCCAAGGCAUCGGCGGGGCAAGGGCGCUGUUGGUCUGCUGGUGGGAGCCCUGAGGAGAUGACCGGGGCGGUGUUGGCGGAGAAGGGCAGGGCGGCAGCGUGGCUGGACAGGAUGCGGCGGCUGCAGCUGCCGGCGAGGACGCUGCAGAGCCACCUGCACAACAGCCACCACCUCAACUCGCGCAAUGUUUGGAAGCGCUGCCACUGGAUGGCGCUCGUGCUCUGCUGGGUGUUGGGCUGGUCGGUCUUCUCCUUCUGGAUCGUCUCCUCCAUGAGGUCCCAGAUUGUCGAGAUGCGCCGCGAGGUGCUCGCCAACAUGUGCGAGGAGCGCGCGCGGUUGCUCCAGGAUCAGGUCAAGACCAGCAUGAACAAACUCCAGGCGCUGACCAUCGUUGUCUCCACCUUCCACGACUCCAAGAUCCCGUCCGCCAUAGACCAGGUGAGCUUCGCGAGGUACGCGGAGCGCACGGCGUUCGAGCGGCGGCCGCUGACGAGCGGGCUGGCGUACGCCCCGCGGGUGAUGCACGCCGAGCGGGAGCUGUUCGAGCAGCAGCAGGCGUGGAGCAUUAAGAUGGUGCGAUCCUCCACCAAGACGAUGAACUCCUCCUACGAACGGUCUCCAGAGGAGGAGGAGUACGCCCCCAUCAUCUUCACGCAGGACGCCUACAAGCACGUCGUCUCCGUCGACAUGCUCUCGGGGAACGAGGACCGCGAAAAUGUGCUGCGAGCUAGAGAAUCAGGCAAGGUUGCUCUAUCUGCUCCUUUCAAGAUGCACAAUAAUCACACCGGGGUGAUCUUGACGUAUGCAGUGUACAGUUCUAAGCUUCGCUCAAAUGCGACGGCGCAGGAUCGCGUACAGUCUGCUAUAGGCUACUUGGGCGGUAUAUUUGACAUUGAAACACAUGUUGAUAGCUUGCUUCACCAGCUUGCAGGCAAACAGUCCAUCAUGCUGAACUUAUACGAUACUUCCGAUGAUAGCCCUAUUAGUAUGUACGGUACGAAUGAAACAGCAGACACUAGUGGCUUGUGCCAUACCUGCUCCCUGGACUUCGGUGAUCCAUCAAGGCAGUAUCAGAUGCAUUGCAGGUUCCUGCAAAGGCCUCCUUGGCCAUGGCUGGCAAUAGUAUCAUCGUGUGGAAGUCUUGUGGUUUCUUUACUUAUUGGAUACAUAGUCAAAGGGGCAGAUGUUAUCCAGGCAAAACAUGGACUCAUGAGUGUGGAGCAGCAGGACAAGCUGAACGACACAGAGAGGUCCACCAAGUUCAUCACAAACGUUAAGGAAUUACUAUCUAGUGCUAGCAACAUUCAGAGUUUAUCUUCUCGACUUAGCAACUUGAACAUAAAGUUAGGGAGCAUUAGCCUUCUCGGAUUGGUGCUCUGCAUUCUUCUCAUUGCUGCUUUUGACCGGCCAUUUAAUCAGGGUUCGGGCAAGAGAAGGGGGGAUGGCAACAUAAUGCUUAAAAAAUUUGGUUGGUCGCGUCGUAGGUUGUUGGUUUCUACGCUCCAUGGUAACACUGAUGGUAAGGCUAGCAAAUAUCAGGAAGAGACUACUCAGAUACAAAACGGAACAGUCAGGCCCCAUCUUCAAGCACACAAGUCAAACAUAUUAACUACAGUAGGACCCUGGAUUGCCAUAGUUUCAGUUAUCAUGGUUGUACUUGGUAUUGCUAUAUGGCUCCUGCUGUGGUGCAACCGUCGCAAGAGAGUGCAACAAAACGAUCUGGAACUCUUGGGAGGAAUAACUGGGCCUAGGAGAUUCCAACUCCACGAGCUGGCGGCUGCAACGAGCAAUUUUGCAGAUGAGAAGAAGCUCGGGCGAGGAGGGUUUGGCCAUGUCUACAAAGGCUACUUGAGGGACCAGGACCUUCAUGUGGCCAUCAAGGUGUUGUCUAAAAAGCAAUCUUCUCAAGAACAAUCUGAGCAAGGGUUGAGGGAGUUCAAGGCAGAGGUGAAGGUCAUGGCCCAGCUGAGGCACAGAAACAUUGUCAAGCUUGUGGGCUGGUGCGACAGCAAGAAACGGCUCCUGCUUGUUUAUGAACUUAUGGCUCAAGGCAGCCUUGACAAGCAUCUCUACGAUCCAGAGAAACUUUUAACUUGGCAACAAAGGUUCAAGAUUGUACUUGAUCUGGGCUCUGGUUUGCUCUACCUCCACCGUGACUGCGAGAACUGCAUUGUGCACGGAGACAUCAAGCCUGCAAAUGUAAUGCUUGAUGCGUCACACAACGCGAAGCUCGGUGACUUCGGGCUAGCAAGGCUCGUCGAGCACGGGGGAGAGCCGCAAACAACACAGGUAGUCGCAGGGACACCCGGAUACAUCGACCCGGAGUUCGUCAACAACCGCUGGCCUCGCACCGAACUGGACGUCUACAGCUUCGGCGUCGUCCUCCUGGAGAUCGCCUGUGGCAAGCCGCCGGCGUCGAGGCAGCCGAACGGAGCUUCAUCGCUGCUAGCCUGGGUCCAUGGCUUGUACGACCAUGGCCUGGCUCUUGAUGCAGCAGAUCGGAGGCUGAACGGCGAGUUCGAUCGGCAGCAAAUGGAGCGCGUGAUCGUCGCUGGCCUCUGGUGUGCGCAUCAAGACUCGACCCAGCGGCCGUCCAUCGUGCAAGCGAUGGAUGUUCUGCGAUCUGCGGAUGCGGAGAUGCCGGUAAUUCCGGCAGCGCGUGAGGCCCGGCACAUUCGCUCCAUGGAGGAACAGGCUUAUAGUGACCUGCCGGUUGAGGAUCGUUCUGUGCGUGGAGUCACCCCAAGUGCGUAUUUUACUUCCAAGGAUUCAGUUUAUCUACUUGCAGAAGAAUGACGAACACUUUCUUGCGAAUAGCAGGAUUAUGUUCACAUGCUUCCAUUUGGAUUGUUUUUGUCAAAGAGCCUGUUGACGUGCCAUUUUUUUUCAGACUCUGCUGUAUGUUUUUUAAAAAGCUGCACUAUGUAUUGUGUGUGUAUUCAGCACUCUCCAAUGUCAAUCGCUGGAAAAACGCGCGUGCUUGCCA
This is a messenger RNA of Panicum hallii, 3319 nucleotides long. Its product is annotated as probable kinase CHARK. NCBI's taxonomy places the organism in Eukaryota, Viridiplantae, Streptophyta, Magnoliopsida, Poales, Poaceae. The coding region runs from base 292 to 3129 and encodes 945 amino acids. The record is from RefSeq and is a predicted model, not a curated record. The transcript has 2 exons. Gene Ontology annotation, cellular component: plasma membrane. Gene Ontology annotation, biological process: protein phosphorylation. Gene Ontology annotation, molecular function: protein kinase activity; ATP binding.